AUUCAAUGAAAGGCUCAAAGAGAGGUAAACAUUCGGGACAGACUAAGCCGAGUGGAACGUGUGUUGAGAAUUCGACCGGGCUGUGUUGGCAACAGCAAUGACGAAGCUACCAGAAGUAAAAAGUUUGGGGGUUUCUUGACGUGCAAUUCUGCGAAUUUCUGAACCGCCUGACAUCAAUCAUCUCAGCAGACUUGAUGCACGUCUUCAGCCUGAGGAGAAGCACUUUACAACCGCGACUGUUUCAACAAGCAUGUCGCCUCGCUUCGGGCUCUACUAGGCGCAUCAUCGCCAGAAACAAACGACUCGCUGCCGAACAACCGCCACGCCCUGUCAGAUCUCCCAACGAACCACGAGAUGAAGAGGAGGAAGCAAUUCGCUGGUUCGAGAAAGAUAUGGAAACUGGAGUCACCCGUCGCGUCGAAGGCAAUCCUGAAGAGCUGGAAGCACAAGAAUUGAGACAGAAGAUUGCUGCGCUGGAAAGGGAGCUGAAGGAAUACCGCAAUGAAGAGUCAGACGAGGAUAUGCUGGCUGCUCUUGAGCCCGCAGACCGAGCAAAAGUGGAAAAGGCCCUGAAGGAGCGCAACAAGCAUGAGGCAGAUCUCACAUCAGGCCUCACCGUCAGUCUAGACAUGCCUCCCUUGACCGUACCGCUUCUCAAGAAAUUCAACCAAGCCCUUCGCGAAGCCGCUAUCGCUCCAGCUAUGAUUACCCGCCGUAAAGAGCUUUGGAGAUGGUACGGUCGUGCAAAAUACAGCAUUCCUGCUCUAUCGAGCAUGAUCCCUAAGAAGGCCUGGCGCCUGCUCUGGGAUCUGCAAUCUGUAGAUUCGCCCACAAACCCCGACCGUCUGGAUCACAUGGAGCAACUCUUGCGCGACAUGGCUGUAAUCGACUUGAACAUCAUGCCCGAUCAGCCUCUGGUUCUCAUCGACACUCUGCUUGCUCUCGGCAAGGUUGAUCAGGCUAUCAUCUCCUGGCAGCAGGCCUAUGACUCCACGUCCGAUCCUUCAGAGUCUCUUCUCAGACUUGGUGUACGACUUUUCUCCGAGAAUGGACGCUUGGAGAAGGCCCAGACUAUAUUGAUGCAGCUGUUCGAGCUCUUCCCUGAACAUGACCCUCGUAUCAUCCUGCCCAUCCUCACCGCUGAUCUUCGUGCUGGAAAGGACGAAAUGGCAUUUGGUUGCUACGUCCUCAUGAGCCAAAAACUUGGCGACAAGAUGAACAUGGAAGACUACGAUGUUGUUUCUCUUACCUUCCUCGAACAUAAUAAGAAGGACUACGCUCUGGCUGUCUUUCGCGACAUGAUGUUGCGUGGUCCCAACAAACAAAUCUCGGAAGAGUUUCUUGGUGUCACAGGCCAGAACGAAGCCUACGAGAAGGUCUUUGAGCGUAUGCAGCGCUUGACUGAGUCUGCAAGAGAUGCCGGUGAGGUCAACGCUAUCUCCCUCAAAUCUCUAAGCGCUCUGCCCACACCAUGGCAUAACAAGUUCUUCUACGGCAGUUGGCUCAAGAAGUUGAUCGGAAUGCGGCAACUCGAAGCCGCCACCAAGGUCGUUGAACUGAUGUAUGAACGAGGUAUCGAGCCAGACCCAAAACACAUCAAUGGUCUCAUCGGAGGCUUCUUCCGCUCUGCCGUUCCGGAGUUGCAGGAGCGGGGUGAACAGAUGGCUUGGAAGAUGAUUCAACAAAGACUGUUACUCAAGUACAACGAGCGCAGGGCAAGACGAGGCGAAAGCACCGAAGUCGUACCCUCGGUGCGCGAGACCGAAGAAGGUGUGGAGAUACCCGCCCAUGUGGCACGUCCAGUACCGACAGCGACCAUCGAGACUUUCAAUGUUCUGGCUCUUCAUUACGGCAUCAAGGAAAAGUGGGCACUGAUUCAUCAUCUUGACCGCAUGAGACGUCCUGCGGAGUACAAGAUGGAUACAGCCUUCUUGAACCACAUACUCAACAUGGUCUUCAACACCUAUCACGACGACUCGAGAUUAUGGCAACGAUUCCUCUCAGAAGCAAAACACGUCUCUCCCGAUAUCGAGACCUACAACAUCCUUUGGACAGCCCAACUGGAGCAUCUCAACCCAAGGCUAAGCAGAAACAAAGACCGCAAAGGCUACCCCACCCCACGUCAACUGUUUGGACUCAUGACCAGCUGGCUUCAACACUACGACUUGAGGAAGCAAGCCUUACUCAUCAAAGAGUUCACUCCGGAAGUCUACGCAAAGAUCAUUUCUAGCUUCUGCUUGAACAAGGACUUUGCUGGGUGUUUGGUCGCUCUGCAUGGCAUUGCCCGCACCUACAAGGAGUUCCCUGAUCCUGAUAUUGCUCGUAUCAUCAUGACUGGCGUUGCGAAUAUGGCAGAGGCUCAACCGACUACAAUCCGCGGUCGUAGAGGUCGCCAACAAUUGCCCGCUUCUGCCGCCCGCCUGAAGAAUACGUCCAAAGUCAUGGCUACUCUUGCACAGAAGCGUGCGGAAGCCGCUCUGGAAAGAGGUGUUGACAUCACUGCCUUGGAUGUUGAGGCUCGCAAGGAGGAGAGUCUGAAUCUGCUGUCCGAGUUUCUCAGAUUGGUGUUGGUCAGAGUGCAUGAAGAUGCUGAAGUGGCGGAGAGUAGUAUUCGGCAGGCUGCUCAAGCCAUGCAGUGCCCGGACAUUGGCACCGGCGACAAGGACUGUUCGAACGUUUAAUACAAAGAGUUUGUACAUUAUGUAGAGAUAGGCAUCUAGGUUUUUGGGUUUUGGGUAUCAUAUAUGUACAGUAGCAUUAUUGUGUAUCAAAACACCACUCC
This is a messenger RNA of Aureobasidium pullulans EXF-150, 2782 nucleotides long. RefSeq lists its product as uncharacterized. The record is from RefSeq and is a predicted model, not a curated record. The transcript has a single exon. Bases 195 to 2681 code for a protein of 828 amino acids. Lineage: Eukaryota; Fungi; Ascomycota; Dothideomycetes; Dothideales; Saccotheciaceae. Gene Ontology annotation, molecular function: protein binding.